AUGGUGGUGCCAUACGUGGGAUCGGAGAUUGCUACUAAGUUCGGUUAUACUUAUCCUUUCUCGAAUCAGACGAUGGAUCAAAGACCCCACCCGAUUGUCGCCUUCGAUUUCCCUCGUGUUCCCCUCUCGUUCGGCCGCAUUCGUUCUAUUGCCCGGCUGCCUCUGUUUUCCUUCGUGGCUUCAAUUGGGAUGGAUCAUAUCCCUUACCCGAUCAGACAAAUAAACCAGGGGAAAUAUAAAUAUACAUGGUGGUUCAUUUUAAGAACGAGGAACGCCACGUAACAAAUCUCAGUACAAUAUUCACACCUCGAGCCUCAUUCACGCUACGAAUGUGAGUGCUUACGGCCCCUUUUCAAUAUUUUAAUUAUUUCAGGGGGAAUACAUGUGCCUAUAUAUUUUGUUUAUACAAAUAUAUUAUCUUUUAUGCGAAAAAUACAAUAAACAUAGUUUAUAAAAAAUAUUAUUAUUUAACAAUUUAACAUAUUGUUAAAAAUAAACCAGUGAAAACUUUUCGUAUACGUGUUAUGAUUAUUUUAUCGUGAAAUAUUCAGUUCACACAACAAAUAGUACAUUAUACAAAGUUUUAUGAUUUUUAUGUGACAUUUCAUAUUAUAACAAAUACGUUAUGAAACUCUGUAGUAUUUCAAGGAUUCAAAGCUAUUAUUAAACAUGUUUAUUUUUAUGUUUAAGUACACCAUGUUGAUACAUGUACAUAUGUUCGUUAAUCUGAAACAUUCAUUGUUAUAAAAGCGAGUACAAUUACAUUUUUACGUAUAUGUCAAACAUACUCGGCUUUUAUAAACCUUAUACGACGAUAUUCAUUAUGCCUAGUGACUUACCCACAAGUAAGUUAGGGUUGAGAGUUAUUCACAAACUUUUUAGUUAAGGGGUUUUAGUGAGACAGUUUUCAUUAGUUGAGUUUAAAUACUUAGCAUACCCACACUCUAUAACCGUUAAUCUUCAGAGCGAGAUACAUAUGUAUAGAUCUAUACGGGGUUGACAUCCCCACCUGCGGUUGCUAGCUACAACCCACGACUGAUUAAUCAAAGCGGGUGAUAAGUGUCUAUCAUUACUACAACGUCCAAUGAAGCGUUGUAGGGGGUAUUAUCAGUCAGGUAGCUCGGUUAUAGGACUCACUAAAAACAUUUAACUAGAAUAUCUCUCUCUCUCUCACUGCAAUUAUGAGCUUGGUUGCUUUCAAAACUAUUUUUAAGUAUAUAAUUACUUAUGGUACAGUUUAGUAUGGUUUUCAAGUAUAUAUUCAAAUAUUCUUUACAAAUAUAGUUUUUAUGUAUGGAUUUACGUAUACAAAGAUACAUUUUGGCUUUUAAAGACUCAUUGCAAACAUUGUUUUUAACUAUCGUUAUACGUACAAAGAUAAUAAUUUUUAGACUUAUUAAAAGUAUUACUGCGUUAGCAGAAAACCUGUGACACUCACCAACCUUUGUGUUGACUUUCAAAACUACAUGUAUUCUCAGAAAAUCGUUAAACAGACUUUCAAGACAGAUUGGAUUACAGGUGACCUAGCUUACUUAUUGUUGUAUUAUAUGCCUACAUGUUAAGGCAAUUGAUGUAUUAUUCUUAUUUGUAGAAACAUUGUAUUCAAAUAUCAAGAUGGAACAUGAAUGUUAUUUUGUUUAUUGUUGUACUUGUGCUAUAUAUUCAAUUUGCCUGUGAUCCAAGGAAAUAGUCAUACAGCCCGGCGUUCCGCCGCCUCGGUUGGGGGUGUGACAGAGCGUGUCCGAUCAGUGGAAUCCUCUGAUGUUGCGGGAUGGUCCUGUAUCAUCUCUGAAGAGUGAGGCUCACUAGGGACUUCCUCCAUGUCCCCUACUUCUUCCGUCUCCUCAUCGGAUUUCUCGUACUCACAGUCUGUCUCCACAUACUCCUUAGGUCCUAAACCUGGAUCUGCCCCUUGAAACAUACCAGGUCCUUCCUCGAUCAUCCCAUUGACCACCAAGGCUUGAUAGUAAAGGAUGCCCUGCUGUAACUCUUCCAUGAUGACAACGCGAGAAACGGAGAUGUGAGAAGUAUGUGAGGAGGGUUUAUAAUUAGCAUUCUAAAAUACUUCUAUAAUACUUUAAUUGUGACGUUUGUUUCUAUAAGCUUUUUGGAUCAUUAGAUGGCUACAUUUACCCCCAACACGACUACAUAACUGUCCGGGUUUAACUAAAAUGUUCAAAUCCUCCAAAGACUUUUAUGGUUUCUUAUUAUGUUAUUACCAUAUAUACUCACAUAGUUCACUAUAAACAUUGCUCUGAUACCAAUCUAUCACACCCCCGAACCGGAG
This is a messenger RNA of Lactuca virosa, 2287 nucleotides long. Lineage: Eukaryota; Viridiplantae; Streptophyta; Magnoliopsida; Asterales; Asteraceae. The record is from the annotation of a GenBank genome assembly.